UCUUCUCCUACCGUCUCCUCAGUCCUCGGCAUAAAGGGGUCCCUUCGUUUUCGCCGGCAUGGUGCAAGUCAGAAGGCACACGUCGUCCUACGACGCGUAGAACUUUCUGAAGAGUCUGGAAAUGAUACUGGUAAAAGGCCUGUAGCAUACUUUAGCCUUUUCGCACAGAAAAGAAUCGAGGUCAAGCCU
Suillus subalutaceus is the source of this 189-nucleotide messenger RNA. RefSeq lists its product as uncharacterized. The annotation marks the transcript as partial. The transcript has a single exon. The record is from RefSeq and is a predicted model, not a curated record. NCBI's taxonomy places the organism in Eukaryota, Fungi, Basidiomycota, Agaricomycetes, Boletales, Suillaceae.